GAACAUGGCCCUUCCUCUAGAUCUUCGGCCGCACGUGAAUGGCCUCACGGAUUGUAACUUCGGGGUAAAUUCGACCCUUGCCCUACAUAUUACUUGGCCGUGAGUCACUUCUUCAUCCUGUCCCAAAUUUUGCCGCUUAAUUCGUGGUCACGCUGGGGAAUCUCCGGAAUAGGAGGGAAGGCGGAUUUCACCGCCUGACGUCAACGAAAGCUGUGAAGGGAUAAGCCCAGGCAUGUACACGCAGAAGGCCACAUCUCCAGCGAUCUAACUUCAUUUCCUUAGCGACCAAAAAGAAAAGAGAGUGAGAGAAAAGGAAGAAGAGAAUGAGUGCUGCGGUGAUCCCAAGCACCUGAUAAUUAACUCUCGGAAAGGCUACUGCAACCAGCAGUCUCUUAGUCCUUUGUGCCGGCCUGGUCCACUUUGUCUCUCCUGACACUGAUUCUUCUAUCAACGCCGUCAUUGGCCAGACCUUCAACCUGGCUCGACUCAUGAAAGCCAACAGCACAGUCCUUCUGAACACCUAUCUGAGGCACCAAGGUAGCCCAUUUAGUGACUCCGGCUUUGAUGCCCAUAGACUACACUAUGAAGGGGUGCCAACGGCCGCCAUCCCGUUCCUGGAAUGGCGGACCCUUAGCAACCUUAAGCGUCUGGAAAAGAACUACGAAGCCUACACCGCCUUCUCUGAGUUCCUGCAGUUGGUCUGGGAUGACCAGUUUGAGCUCAACCCCACUGAAGUGGAACUGCUGGAGAUGCUGAGGGUGACCCGGUUGCGUAUCCAAGGCCUGCUGAGCAACUUGACCUCCAUCAUGUCUGCCUUGGGCGCCCCGCCCACUGCCAUAGCAGACUCGCUCAUGUUGGAGGCUAUAGAAGCUGACACCUUUGAGAAGAAGGUCCGGGGCUAUGUGGUGUGCCACACCUACAAAGAGUGGAUCGAUCGGACUGUGCGAGACUUCUCUCUCCUCAUGGAGAAAUUUCCUGCUUGAGGAUUGCUCAAGGAGUAAUUCCCAGGUUAAAGGGUUACUCUGGUCCUUACUGCAGAUUGCUUACGGAAGUAGGCCUAGGGAGAAGACAGAUACAAAAUCCAUGGAAUGGCGGGGCAGAUCUGGAAGUGCCCUUACUGCAUUCACUCCAAAUGUAUCUUUUCAUCUCCAGAGCUAAGCUCUGAAAAAAUCCUAGCUCUGCAAGUUUUCAGUAAAAACCUGCAGUUUGGCACAGUAUUGAUUGGCUACCUCCUCUGGCUGUGCAUAGUGCAGACUGCCUUCUGUUACCCUGUGCUGUCACCAAGAUCCUCUCCAGAUCAUGCACUUAAAAAAUAAUUUCCAAUAAUAAUAAUAAUAAUGCAACAAAUUAAUAGGUAAAUGCAUAAAAAUUCUGUACAGCACUUAAAACAUGUCUUUAAAAAGGCAGACAGCCUACACAAAGUGUCAGUGAGGAGAGGUACGGCUGACGGCUGAGCCAGAAUUUGAUUUGCUGGCAUGCAUACCCUGUCAUUUCAGUUGUGAAGCCUUAGCCACUCCAUGAUGUGUUCUUUAAGCGUGUCUGCAUCUUAUGAGGCUAGCUUGGGCGCUUGUGCUCAGCUAGACUUCUUGCAUCUAUGAUUCCUGGUCUUGCACUUUGUUCUCCUCUGGGGGUGGUCUGUUAUUUUCAGUGGCAACCAUUUAGGAAUAUGCUUAAACUGAUGUUAAUUGGACUUCAAAGUGCUUUAAACUUUGGCUGUAUAUCACAUUCCAUUGUAUGUAUAGCUACUGUAUGUGUGAUAUCUAUGUCUGUCUGUCUGUCUCUAUCCCAGCGUUUGCCAAUUUGGUGCUGUCCAGAUGUUUUGAACUACAACUCCCAUCAGCCACAGCCAGCUGUAUUGUCUGGGAGCUGUAGUCCAAAACAUCUGGAGGGUACUAGAUUGGCAAAGGAUGAUCUAUAUAUAGACAUACACACAUAUUUAUGGAUUGAUUGUUAUUUAUUACACAGCAAAGUUUACAUAGGUUAUUUAUAUACUAUUUAAUGAGGGACAAUGGGAUUAACUUAUUCUGUUUUUCUGAUGUCUGGCAAUGCUCUGGAAAUGUGAGGAUGUUUAAGAAGAGCUGAAAGAGAGAGGAAUGUUCCAGCAAGGGGAUGGUCACUUACAAAGGAUGGAAAAUAAGAAAAUAGACUAUAAAAUGAAGACAAUAAUAAUGUAUGUGAAUAAUCUGACUCUUGCAACACUGACACAUGGCUGUCUGUGACAUAUAGGGGUUUUAGAUCACUUCACACUUGAUACUUUCCAGUAGAUGUAAUUUACAUACUCAUCAGCAAGUCCUCAAGGGCUGCUGCCACACUUUGUCACUUGACAGGACCAGCCCAAGACAUUUUGCUGCCUGAGGCAACCUUGGAGAAGAAGACAACCAUUGGAUCUUAUUUCAACAGUGUUGCAUUUAAGGGCAGUAGGCUAGCUUGGGGGCACAAGGCAGGCUGCGUGGCAUACACAAUUCUGUCUCCAAACACCUCGUUGUCUUGCCACUCCUUGCCCUCCAGCAUCUGCCAUCCGAGGUGGCUGUCUCACACUGCCUAAUGGUAAGACCAGCUCUGUUCUUCUCUACUCUUGAUUGCUGUACACCACCCUUUCCUAACUUGGUGCUUCCCAGAUGUUGGAUUCGUUCUCCCACAUACCCCUGCCAGGAUGGCCACUGAUUAUGGAUGAGGACAGUUAUGGUCCAAAACAUCUGAAGGGCACCAGGCUGGGGAAGGCUGCUUACACCCUUCAUGACUGGCAGCUGAAUGCGUGAAUUUAUUUCCCCAGAACAGCAUUGCAUUUAAAGUGUUGUGAGGAGAUAAUGGGAGUUCUAUAUGGUAUGGCUAUUCACACAUGCAAGUAACUGAUUUGCUGCCAUAUUGAUAGGUGUGUGUGUGUGAACCAAACCCAAAAAGUCCAUCUGCCCUGAUGGUAACCAGGGAAGGAGUGAGUUACGGGACUGUUAUUAUUUGCUCUGUGCCUUAGGGGCUGAACAAAGAAUAUAUAUCAGCUUUGAGAUGCAGCCACCUCUGGGGUAGGGCAUAUAGGGAUUAAAAACCUGACAAGGAAAUGAAGCUAUCUUAGGUUAAGCAAUAUUCUUCAUAGUUUUUUUCCUCUCGAUUAUAUUAAAAUGUUUUUUAAGAAGAAUGUUAUUUUGUAUGUUUUUAAAGACCUUUGUUUUUUUAACUAAUGUAGAAAACAGUAUAUUUUUGGUACCUUGGUGAUAGUAUGCAUCUUGCAGAAAUUGUUUGGAUAUGUCCUUGCCUUUUAUACA
Rhineura floridana is the source of this 3260-nucleotide messenger RNA. Its product is annotated as cardiotrophin-2-like. The coding region runs from base 489 to 983 and encodes 164 amino acids. The record is from RefSeq and is a predicted model, not a curated record. Lineage: Eukaryota; Metazoa; Chordata; Lepidosauria; Squamata; Rhineuridae. The transcript has 3 exons.